AUGUCUGAAUCCAAGACAUUUUACCACUCAAUCAACAACAAUACAAAGUUCUUCCCAGUUCGUGCUAUUCUACAAAACACCACAGCCACGGUCAAUAAUCGAACCUUCUUUAUUCCAUCGGAAAAGGCAGUGCGAUCAGCCAUCGAGAGCAAUAUGUAUAACAACAAGACAGCAUUGGAAGAGUUGCUCUACUCAAUCUUACCAGCAGCGCAUGGCGUCCAUUCGCUCACCUCUUCCACUCAGCGUCAGUACGUCAAGACAAUGUCUGCCAACUAUUCUACCAUUAUUUUAUCCCCACCUACAUCUUCUGUGGACUUUCAAGCGCUUGCAGGCAUCACUGUAGCUAACAUUACGAAUUACACACUCUGUAGCAAUGGCAUUGUUUAUUAUGUGGACCAAUUCAUCACGGCUCCCUUAAAUGUAAUCAACACCAUCUCGACACUUUCGGAAUUAAAUCAAUUGGAAAACAUUAUAAAAUCACAGAAUCUAAGCAACAUCUUUACCGCCACAUCGAAUCAGACGAUAUUUGCUCCUAUUGAUGCAGCUUGGAGUACUUUGAAUGGCACCAAUAUCCCUUUUGGCACUAUGAUACACGACCUCAAGUAUCAUGUUGUGGACGGCAUCUACUAUCAGCAAGAUUUACUGAAUAAGAAUUUGACACUCGCCACCACCUACGCAUCAGCAACGAUACAAACCGAAUCUUAUGCCGAUGGCCGAACAGUAGUCAUUGGGGGUGCUUACACGGCGGACAGCAUGGAUGGUGUUGCAGAUGACACUACCCUGACAGUGGCGAACAUUGUGCGAAGCGACAUCUUGACAUCCUCGGGCACAGUAAUCCACUUGAUUGACAGGAUACUACCAGCAGAUUCCAAUCAUACAGUUUCUCUUGUGCGCGGUGGCGAUAUCGCUUCAAAUGUCACCAAAGCAAGGAACGCCAGUGCAGCAUCUGUGCAGAAAUCCUCAUCCGCAAGGGUUAAAUUGUUUGAUUAUGAUUUAUUUUUAGCUGUAUUUACCGUGGUCAUGACAUGCUACACUAUACCACAUUGA
This is a messenger RNA of Mucor velutinosus, 1047 nucleotides long. RefSeq lists its product as uncharacterized. Lineage: Eukaryota; Fungi; Mucoromycota; Mucoromycetes; Mucorales; Mucoraceae. Bases 1 to 1047 code for a protein of 348 amino acids. The record is from RefSeq and is a predicted model, not a curated record. The transcript has 3 exons.